AUCCGGUACAGUUCAUGACAGUUGAGUAUAGCGUACGGCGCAAAUGGUUGCGUAUUUAAUUGGCUGAAGACCUCGGCACUAUAUUCUGCAAAGUAUUAUUGUAAUAAUUUUCUACUAUCUCCGCGCGAUCAUCGAUUCUAAACAGAUAAGAUAAAAACAUGAUUGCGAUAAUAUAUCCGAGCAUCUGCCGAUGUCAAAAGUACGUCCGUAACGAUGCUAAGCGAAACAGUUAAAAUCGUAUGCUAUCGAUUGAGGGUCUGAUUGGUUAAGCCAGUGUUUAAUGCAAGUAUGGCCGCCCUGCCGUCACCUACGCAGGUGGCUGGAAGCCAUACCGCGAUAUAUGAAGCUUAUUACAAUCAGGUUGAUCCAAAUGGACAGGGACGAAUUGAAGCAAUGGAUGCUGCAAGAUUUCUUAAGAAAUCCCAGCUGAGUGAUGUUAUUUUAAGUAAAAUAUGGGAUAUGGCUGAUCCACAGUCACGUGGAAGCUUGGAUAAGUCUGGCCUUUUUGUCGCUCUGAAGUUGUGCGCACUGGCACAGAGUGGAAAAGAUUUAAAUAUGUCUAACUUAAAUCUUGAAUUACCGCCACCAAAAAUGGGAGAAAUCCCAGUUAUUCCUCAGAAGACUAUUACUAACGCUCUGCCUGUAAUAACAUCCAUAAACAAUGGAGAUUGGUCGAUUAAUCCUACAGAACGGGCAAAAUAUGAUCAGCUUUUUGAUAGCUUACAACCAUCCAAUGGAUAUAUAUCUGGGAAUAAAGUGAAAGGUGUUCUUAUGGAUAGCAAACUUCCUUUGGAUACUCUUGGGAAGAUCUGGGAUUUGGCAGAUAUGGACAAAGAUGGUAUGCUGGACAGACAUGAAUUUGUAGUUGCCAUGCAUCUUGUAUAUAAAGCAUUGGAAAAAUAUGCAAUACCAAGUGUACUUCCACCAGAAUUAAUGCCACCUGGUAAAAGAAAAGAUAUUGUUAUGCCUAAGCCGAAAUCCCCUGUACCAAUGGGCAUGGCAUCAGCAAUAUUGGCAUCAUCGUCAUCGCAACCACCGCCAAUCCCACCCUUGCCGAACACAACGGCUGUGAAGAGCUUGACUGGGUUAGACGUAAAAAUGACUACGCAAGUGCAGUGGGUAGUCUCAGUCGAGGAUCAAAUAGCCGCGGAGAAAUUAUUUUUACAAGCUGACAUGGACAUGGAUGGAUUUGUCUCGGGUUUGGAAAUCAAAGACGUCUUCCUUCAAAGUGGACUUCCACACACUGUAUUAGCUCAUAUUUGGAGUUUAUGUGAUACUUGUCAAAGCGGAAAACUGAAUAAGGAACAAUUCGCUAUAGCUAUGUGGCUUAUUAAACAGACACUCAAUGGUAUAGAUCCUCCGGCAAAUUUAACUCCAGAAAUGGUACCACCUUCAAUGCGGAAAGUUGGAGAAACUAUUGUGGAAAACAAUAACAUAUCAGGUUAUUCAAAUCCAGAACUGGAUAUGAUAAGCAAAGACAUAGCAGAACUUGUGCGCGAAAGGCAAAGCAUGGAGCAGGAUAUAGCGCAGAAAGAAGCAGACAUAAAAAUAAAGAAUGGAGAAAUUAAGAGCCUUCAAAGUGAGUUAGACACGCUUGCGGCAACCUUGAAACAACUUGGGAAUCAAAAGGGUGAGGCGCAGAAGAGAUUAAAUGACUUAAAGGCACAGAAGGCUGAAAUAGAUAGAGAUUUGAGUGAAGUCGAAGAGAAGAUUUGGGAGGAACUGAAGAAGGUUGAUAAGCUCCGUCAGCAAGCUGAAGAACAAGAGUCAGUACUGCGGACUCAGGAAGAGGAGCUGAAUCUUAAGAGGCAGGAACUCGAAGGUCUACGACAGGAAGAGCAACAUUUGGAGCAACAACAGAAUAAGAAUAGGGACCAACUAAACGAACUCACCAAAAAGCUACAGGACACUCAAUUGGAAAUCUGUCAAGCAAAGGCAAAGAUUACUCAUCUACAGGAGCAGCAACGUCAAAUGAGCGACUCCAUUGCGCUUUAUGAUUCUGCGCUAGACGCGGGCGAUGUCGCUCUUGUACCUGAUACUAGUCUACGGUUUAUAGAGAUUACCGAGAUUGUGGAUAUAGAAUAUAAAUCGCCAACAAAGAAUGCGGACGAAGUAAAGGAGAUAAAAACUGAUGCCUUUUCCGAAGCAACCGCUACUAACGUUUUAGAUGGAUUCGGAGAACAAGAUCCUUUCGCGACUAGUAAAGCCAAAGAAGUAUUCAGCGCACCAUCAUCUGAUCCGUUUGGAAGUGCAUUUUCUGUGCAGCCAUCUAACGAAAGUUUCGGAGCAGACCCUUUCACCGCGUUUGACAAUACUAAUGCAACGGCAAAGCAGGAUCCUUUCGAUCCAUUUGACAAUGGAAAGCAUGCCGACAAGUUAUCUACAACUGCGACGUCGAAUACGAAGGAUCCAUUCGGGGAUGAUCCAUUCUCGAAUCUCCACGCUCCUCCGCGCCCAGAAAGCCCCAGUCCUGCUCUUCCGCCGAAGAAAGCGAAGCAACCACCGCCACGACCUGCUCCACCACGACCCAGUCAAGGUCCAACUGGUCCAUUAAGAGCUGCCCCUGCUCCUCCAACGCCUUCGCCUACUCCGGAUCCGUUUACGAAUGCAAACUCCGAUCCAUUUAGUGCUCAACAAACAACGAUUGACAACAAUAACAUCAAUAGUUUCACAUCUUCCACCGGAUUCGCUGAUUUCACCAAUUUUGAUUCAAAGCCGGAACCAACGCCUAAUCGAACGACUCUGCCAGCAAGAGCGACGAGUAGGAGUCACGUAGUACUGACGCAACCUAAGCUGUCGGACUUCACGGAGGAUCCCUUUCGCGACUAUCGUUACGAGGAUCCUUUUAACAUAACGGACCCGUUCGCUGAAGAUGAAACUGAGGACGCAAAUGCAAACAAGAGCAGUGAUGGUGCGGACAAAACGGAUCCCUUCGGCUUUGGGACAAUUUCUGCUUUUUCCGGUAAAAAUUCUUUGGCCAAAGCUUCCGAUAGCGAUUUCUCAAACACAUUUCCGCUCGUCAAGACGAAGAUCGAGAAAAGCGCUGCAACGGCGAACAAGUUCGAUGCCGACUUCGGGAAAGCGUUCGCUGUCGAUAACAGGAACGCUCAAAUCAUCGAGACCGACUUCUCGAACGCGUUCGCUAACGUAAAAGCAAAAACGUUCGAUCUCGAUGAAGCGUUUUCAGCUAAAGGCGCGAAAACUGUCACGAAGCACGAGUUGGACGUUUCGAAAAUAAAAACCGCCUAUAACGACGGGAAGCUUGCGAAUGAUUUCGGCAAGAUGUGGAACGGUAAUAAUGUGACCGAUCUGUCGGAGGAAGAACAAUUAGCUUGGGCGGAGAAACAGAGUUUAAAAACGGAACAGGAAAGACUCAGGCGUAAGGAGAAGGAGGACGCCGAUCUGGCUCUCGCUAUCGAGCUCAGUAGGCAAGGGAAAAUGGAAAAUGUUUGAGUAUUUCGCUCGAUGAUGUUGUAUUUUCUUUUUUUUUUUCUAUGUUGAUAUAUUAUACGUAUAUCACCAUGAUAUUGUAAAUUUUUGUUAAGUUGCGUUUUGUGUCUCGUAAUAAUGGCAUUGUGUAAAAGCUUACGCUGUUACGUAUUAGCACGUAUAGACGCGUAGAGGCAUCAGAAAGAGUUAUCGGAUUGACAAUAACGUUGAGUACAGAUUUUAAGAGUAUUCAAAGGACGAAAAAGAAGUACGCGUUAUUACGGAUGUUUUCUCGGUUGAAUAUAGUUAAACGUAGUAUCUUCACUUAAAUUUCGUAUCUGCCGGUGUUUCCGCGAGUAGUAGCUGCAAAAAAUCGACAAAUGUAUCUCGCACUUUUUCUCAAUUUUGUCUUCAUUCUUUUUGUUUCUUUGUUUUUCUCUUCGCGAUUGAAAGGCGAUGAAUCAUGAUUUGCGUUCAUUUCACGUUCACCUACGAACGUAUCCAGUAUUCCAGUGUGUCAUGCGAUUAUAAAUACACGAACGAUAAUAAAUAGAAAUAUAAUAUGAGAACAAAGUUCAUGUUGUAAGAGUUAUUCAAUUAUUAAAGCACAAUAACAUAAAUAUCAUCAUUAAAUAAAUGCAUUGUUAUUAAUAUGUAUAAAUACUAUUAUAAUAUUGGUAAUUAUUUAUGAAAGGUUAUUUCAUGAGUUACUUUAAUUUUCAUACAUAUGUUAUACAUGAUGGAAUUCUGAAUCAUCUGUACUUCGAAUCACGUAAAGGUUGUAUGUACGGCACUGGAAUCUGAAAAAGUUUUUUCGAAAAAGCCGUUUAUUUAAGUCAAUAUUAAACAUAUAAAAAAUGCUAUUAUAUACAUUGAGAGGGUUCUUUCCGAACCCUUCUAAUCAAUAUAGACAACGUAUAUUGACAUAGAUCAAGCUCAUUGGAGGUGAAUCCUUUUCUCGAUAUCCAUUCAUCAUAUAACGUACUCAGAAAUUAGCCCAUAUAAACAAAAAAAACAAAGAAUUUGGAAUAGUAGCAGCGAUAAACAAUUGAGGAAAAUAUCAAGUGUAAAAUUGAAACAUUUUAAAACGAUAUAUCUCAGAAAUUAUUACAUGCAACCCUCACAUAAUUCAGAGUAUAGAUGGCUCAGGAUUACAUUUUAUAAUAUACAUCAAAAUUAAGGUGAUCCGUGAAGUAUAAUUUUUUGUAAAUAACUACCUAGUAGUCGAAAAAAAAUGUGAGAUUUCAAUUGAUAUUUGUCGCUGAUCAUUUAUUCGUCAUUCGGCGUAUGAAAGCUUAGAAACACAAGCUGUUGAUAGCUUCGUCUAAACGAGAAAAAAACAGAAAAAAAAGAAUAAAACGAGCACAUACGCGCGCAUGUAAUAUAAUAGUGUGUGUAUAAUAAACACACAUACACACGCGCGCGCGCACACACAUUGUCGAUGAAUCUUUCAAAGUGUCGAGGUAAUGAUAUCCGCGAUAAUGCCGUCUAAUUCUAAUUCAGCCUUCGGUCUUUAGAACGUUCCAAAGAAUACGGUGUUCGGAGACGGCGUAUUUCUGUGCUUGGCAAGAAGGUUCUGUGCUUUAAUGAUAGAACUUGAAAAACCAAACACAAAAAAUCACGCCUAUCUUAACUAAUGCGUUAUAGUAUCGUAUAAUUUCGACAACGACGUUAUAUUUCAUAUAAUGUAUAUACAUAUAUGCUCUAAAUAUAUUAUAAAUCUCGCGAUAAUUCUUGUUAUUGUAAGUUUCUAAUUACACGUCACAAUGUUUAGUUAUAUAAGAUAGUUACGUACACUGUGCGAGAGCGUGUGCUGCUACAAAGUGUCAUUAAUAAUGUUGGUGCGAAAAAAAGACGACCUCUCGUAUAUCUAUGUAUUUCUAUUUGAUUUACGUUUCUAUCACAAUUUUUAUUUGAAUUUUAUUUUACCGUUUAGGCGUGUAACGCUUAAAGUAUGUGUGUAUAAAUUGCAUGUGCGUAUGCACGUGCGUGCGUGCGUGCGUGCGUGCGUGCGUGCGUGCGUGCGUGUAUGUGAUUUAUAGAUAUACGUGCAGAGGAUUUCACUGAAAUAAAUGUAUUUUAAAAAGGGA
This is a messenger RNA of Dinoponera quadriceps, 5519 nucleotides long. It is a transcript of the gene Eps-15, whose product is annotated as epidermal growth factor receptor substrate 15-like 1. The coding region runs from base 289 to 3453 and encodes 1054 amino acids. Gene Ontology annotation, cellular component: plasma membrane; cytoplasm; clathrin coat of coated pit. NCBI's taxonomy places the organism in Eukaryota, Metazoa, Arthropoda, Insecta, Hymenoptera, Formicidae. Gene Ontology annotation, biological process: endocytosis; endosomal transport. The record is from RefSeq and is a predicted model, not a curated record. Gene Ontology annotation, molecular function: calcium ion binding; cadherin binding. The transcript has 14 exons.